Messenger RNA from Rotaria sp. Silwood1, 6693 nucleotides. The record is from the annotation of a GenBank genome assembly. Lineage: Eukaryota; Metazoa; Rotifera; Eurotatoria; Philodinida; Philodinidae.
AUGAUUACUAUGGAUAAUUCAAAACAAUAUCUUUCAUAUCCAUCAAAUGAAAUUAUUCAUACAAAAACAAAACUUUUAACAAAAAAAACUCGAAGAAAACAAACAUUACAUCGUUUUAGAGAUCGAUGUUUACCAUCAUUAGCAACAAAUACAGUUAAAAUGGUUGUUGCAACAUUACAUAUAGGUUCAACAACAAAUGAAGAUAUAAUUGAAGAUGAAGAACAAGAUGAUGAAAUACUAUCUAUUGGACAACAAGUUCAAGCACACAUUCCAGAUAUUGUUUUAAAUAAUUUAAAUGAUUUAAUUGAUCAAAAAGGAAAUAUUUUUAUACCCAGUGAACAUAUGUAUAAUAAAAUAACAUUAUUAUUUCUUGAUGUAUCCGGUUUUACAUCAUUAACUGAACAAUAUUCAAAUGAUGCACAUUUAGGUAUUGAUCAAUUAACACAUACAUUAAAUUUAUAUUUUGAUAAACUUGUUUCACAAAUUUUAAUAUUUAAUGGUGAUAUAUAUAAAUUUGCUGGUGAUGCUAUACUUGCUUUAUGGACAAAUGAAUUAAAUGGACCUGAACAAGCAUUAAAAUGUGCAUUAUAUUUACAAAAAAAAUGUGGAUCAUAUGAAACAGAUGUUGGAGUAGUAUUACGUCUUAAAAUUGCACUUGCAUAUGGACCUGUACGUGCAUUAUUUAUAGGUACAGAUGAAUUUAAACAUUAUAUAUUAGCAGGUGAUUGUGUUAAAGAUGUAAAUAUAUGUGAACAAUUAUGUGAACCAGGAGAUAUUAUUAUAACAAGAGCAGUUUAUGAACAAAUUCAAUCAAUAAAACUUAAUUGUGAAUUUAUAUCAAUUAAAGAUGAUAUUAAUCAACAUAUUGCUGUAAAAUAUUCUAAACUCAUAGAUGAUAGUCAUGAUCUAACAAAAAUCAAUGAUAAAAUUAAUAUUUCAUAUCAAGAAAUAUCUAAUGAUAAUCAUCUAUAUGAUCAUGAUAAUAUUCCAAAUCAUCAAUCAUCUUCAUUAAUAACUGAUGUAAUUGAUAAAGAACUUUAUAAUAAAAUUGAUACUUUAAUGAAAUCAUUUUUACUUCGUUGUGUAUAUCAACGUAUUGAACGUCAACAAUCUUUAGAUUAUUUAAGUGAAUUACGUCGUGUAACAAUAACAUUUAUUAAUCUUGAUAUAUCAAAUGAACAAUAUACAAAUAAUAAUCUUUGUCAAAAUGUUCAAAAAGUUUUUAUACAAAUAUAUGAAUUAACAAAAAUGAUGGGUGGUGUUUUAACUAAAGCAUUAUUAUUUGAUAAAGGUUGGUCAUUUUUAUGUGUUUUUGGUUUACCUGGUUAUAAACAAGGUGAUGAUACAGCAAAUGCACUUAAAUGUGCUUAUAUGAUACAUUCAACAAUGCAUAAACAAUGUCAAUUUAUUGAUAAAUGUUCAAUUGGUGUGGCAACAGGUCUUACUUAUUGUGGUGUUGUUGGACAUAUAGCACGUUGUGAAUAUACAGUUAUUGGUCGAAAAGUAAAUAUGGCUGCACGUUUAAUGUGUAAUUAUCCAAAUAUAAUAUCAUGUGAUCAAGAAACAUAUUAUAAUUCACAUUUAAAUAAUCGAUGUUUUCAAAUAUUACCCGAUAAAAUAUUAAAAGGUAUGAAUAAUGUUGGAAUUAUUUGGCAAUAUGGUGAUUAUUUAGAUAAUAUACAAAUACAAAAUAAUCAAAUAAUUGAACAAAAUAAAAAUAUGAUAAUAGAUGAUAUUAGACAUGAAAAUUAUCCAUUAUUAGGACGUAGAAUUGAAUUAAUGAUUGUGGCAACACAAAUUGUAUUAUUAGAUGAACCUUUAAAUAGUUCAAAUAGACGAAGAGAUCUUGCAGCUAUUAUGUUUGAAGAAAUGCAUAUAUUUGAUUUAGGUGAUGAUAAAAUUGGUCGAAGUCGUUUAUUACAAUUUAUAGCUGAUUCAUUUGAAAAUUUAAAUAAUGAAAAUAAUAAUUUAGUUCUAUCUUGUUUCGAUAAUACUUACAUUCCUCAUGAUUCAACAAUUCCUAAUAAUAUAUCUAUAACAACAAAUGAUAAUCAAAUAUAUAAUUUAUCAUCAUCAUUAAAUCUUUAUAAUAAUGAAUAUUUAACAAUAAAAAAAUCAACAAUACGUGUUAUUAAAUAUUGUUGUCAAUUAGAACAACGUUUUAAUGAAUUUAGUUUACUUCGUUCAUUACUUCGACAAUUAUUACAAUUUCAUAAUAAUGAUAAAACACAAUAUGAACGUGAACAAUAUUUAUUAAAAUUAUUUGAUAUAAAUAAAUCAAAUGAUUUAUAUUUAAGACGAAAUUUAUUUUUAUUAAAUGAUUUACUUGAUGUAAGAUUUCGUCGAAGUCCUAUUGAUACAGAAAAUAUAAAUGAAAAGAAUUUUGUUCAAACAUAUGAAAUAGAUAUUAAUGAAUUAUUAUUACAUAUUUUAAAUCAACUUAUUGAACCAUCAAUAACUAUGAAUGAAACAAAUAUAAAUGCAAUAUCUACAUUAAGUUCAACAAGUUCAAUAUCUACUUUACCUAUUUCUUCUAUAUCAACUGUAUCAAAAAUUUUAUUUAUUAUUGAUGAUAUUCAUUUUGCUGAUGAAAGUUCACUUAAACAUUUACUUAUAUUAGGUAGUCAUAGUAAAUGUUUAUUAAUUCUUUCAAUGAAACCACCAAAUAAUAAUAAUAAUGAUCGACCAUCUACAAAUAUAUUACAAUCAAUAAGGACAGAUUCACGUGUUUAUCUUCGACGAUUACCUGGACUUGAAUUACGUUAUCUUGCUACACUUGCAUGUCAAAUAUUAUCUGUACAUAAAAUUCCAGCAAAAAUUGUUAAAAUACUUAAUGAAAGUUGUAAUGGUAUACCAGGUUUUUGUGAACAAAUUCUUUUUGAUCUAUUACGUAAAGAUAAAAUUUAUAUUACAAAUAAUAUUGAAAUUAAUGAUGAAGAUUUACAUUUAAUUGAAGGUGAUGUUGAUAAACUUCUUAUUAAUUCAUUAAAUAAAAUAAGUUUAUUUAAAACAUUAUUUUCUCGUCGUAAACAAAUUAUUAAUAAUGAACAAUAUAAAACUGAACGUAUUUUUUCACGUAUAUGUCUUUUACGUGAUCCAACAGCUAAUGAUUUUAUAUCUCAUUGUCAACAAAAUUUUCAAAAUUAUAUUAUGUGUCGUAUAGAUCGUUUAUCUGAAGGUGAAAGUUUACUUGUUAAAAUAGCUGCUGUUAUUGGUAAUACAUUUUCUCGUACAUUUUUAUGGCAAUUAGUUGAUCCACAAUCAAAAAAAUUAAUUAAUAUUAAUUCAUGUAUAUUAGAUAUGAUGCAACGAACAGUUAUUGAAUGUGCAUAUCAACAACAACAAAUACAUAGAACACAUACAAUAAAAUGUUUUUGUUUACAAAAUCCAGGUGGUUUUCCAUCACAAUGUCGUCUUAUGACAUUUACACAUGUAUCAAUACGUGAAGGAAUAUAUAAUUCAUUAACAGAUAGUUUAAAACGUAUAUUAAUACGAAAUGCAAUUGAUUAUAUUGAAAAACAAUGUACAAUUCUUUGUUUAACAUGUGGACCAAGAAAUGAUAAUCCAUUUUUUGUACAAAAACAAGAUGAUCUUACAAGAAAUAUUAAAACAACUAAUCAACAUGCAUUUGUUGAUAUUGUUAAAAUGGUAGCAUUAAAAGAAAUUGAUAAUACAAUAAAACAAUCAAUGAGAUUACGUUCAAUGAGUUCACCUGUAAAACCAAGAUCAAAUACAUCAGCACAUUUACAAAAAGAAUCAAUUACAACACUUAUUGGAAAUUCAAAUAAAAAUGAUAAUAGAAGCUCUAACAAGAUUCAAGAAAAACGUCGUAAUAGUUAUGAUGUUAGUGGAUUGAAUUUUCAACGUACAAGACGUUCUCAAUCUUCAUUUUUUGCACUUAUUGAAGAUGAUUUUGAAACAAAAAUCAAUCAAUCAAUACGUCAUGAAUCGAUUGAUUCAGAUUCAACUUUAAUUAGUGAUUAUCCAUAUAAAAAUAAUAUAACAGAAUCUAUAUCAUCACCUAUGCAAAUUGAUAUUCAACGAUCAUCAUCAUCAUCAAUAUCAAAUCAUAUAUUUACUAUAUUUCAAUUAUCUAAACGACGAUUUAUUAAUUCAUCAUUAUCAAAAACUCCAUUAUUAAAAAAACUUGAUAGAUCUAUAAUAACUACUAAAUCAAAUGAAAAUGAAACAAUUGUAGAAUCAAGACAAAAAAUCAAAGAAAAUAAAUUACAUCGUUUGAGAACUUUUUGUCGAUUUAUUUUCUGUCAACUUGUACCAUUAAAUUCAAAUUCAUCAGUAGUUAUAGAAGUUAAUAAUCAAUCUACAAAAAAUUUAAUUGAUAAUUCAAUACAAGAUACUAAUAUAAUUACAACAUUAAAUAGUAUUCCGCAGAAAAAUGAAAUUUUACAAAAACGUUCAUCUCAUUGGCGAAAAGUUCGUCAAGCAUUAAUACCAUCACCACCAAAUAAAAUUCUUCAUAGUUGUCCAAGUGAUAAUGAAUUACUUGAACAACCAAUGUUAUCAUCUGAAUUAAUGAAUCAAAUAUUAAAUGAUCUUAAUUGUUUAAAUCAACAAAUUUAUCGUAUACGAACAUUUCAAAAUCUUUAUGAUCAAUCACUUUUAUUUCAUAUAUUUCAAUCAUAUAUACAUUAUAAAAAUUUAAUUGAAUAUGUUUAUGAAACAAAACAAAAAGAACAAAUUAUAUUUAAUUUAAAUGAUUAUUUAAAUGAAUCUAUAAUUUAUAAUGAUUUACGUUUAUGUCAAUGUAUUGAUUAUAUUUUAACUAUUUAUAUAAAAUUAGUUGAAUAUCAUACAAAUUUAUAUAAUAUGUAUGAAAAAUUACCUGAUGAUAAACGUAAUUAUUUACGUUGUAAACAAUUUGAUAGAAUUAUUUAUUAUCGUAUUGAAAUAUGUCAAUUAUUAUUACGUUCAAAUUGUUUACAACGUUUACUUGUUGAAAUUGAAAAUGGACGAAAAUUUUUUAAUCAAUAUCAAUAUGAUAUUUUAAAUAAAGAUGAUUAUUUUUAUAAAUAUCAAUAUAUACUUACAAAAUAUACAUAUAAUCUUUUUGAAGCUAUUGUUUUACAACGUACAAGAUCAAUUUAUGAUGCAAAAUUAUUAUGUGAACAAAGUUUAAAAGAAUUAAAUGAUAUUGAUCAAAAUCAAUUAUGGGAUAAUUUAAUAUUUAAUACAGAUUUAUUAAAUUAUUCAACAGCUAAAGAAAAAAGAUUACAAUAUGAACAAACAAAAGAUUAUUUAUUAGAUAAAAGUUUUAAUUCUCAAACAUCACAGUCAAAUCAAUUAUCGAUUUUUAUUGAAAAAUAUCGUCUUGAAUAUUUAAUAUGUCAAUAUCAUCUUCUUCGAUAUCAACUUUCUCGUGAUCAAUCAAUUGAAUCAAUAAAUACUUUAAUUAAUUUACAAUAUUAUAUAUAUCCAAUAUCAUUUUCUCUUCCAUGUACAAUAAUUUUAAUUGAAUAUUUUUAUUGUCAAAUGAAUUAUAAUCAAUGUUUAAUACUUAUUAAUAAACUUAUAACAUUUUGGUGGCCAUAUAUAACAUCACGUGAAAAACUUGAAUUAGGUAAAUUAAAAAGUUUAUCAUUAAUUAUUGAAUUAAAACAAGGUUCAAUUGAAUCAGCUAUAUUAUCAGGUUAUUUUGCUAAACGUUUAUUAACUGGUUAUCAUGAAAAUAUAUUUCUUAUUGAAACAUGUAUACAUUUAACAUUAGCAUUAAUUGGUGAAAUGCGUAUAUCAAAUAUUGAAUUAAUAUUACAACAUUUAGAAUAUUUAAGUGAACAAACAAUGAAUUCAUAUGCAAAAUUAUGGUAUUAUAUAUUAGUUAUUGAUGUUGCUAUUGAACUUGGUUAUGAACUUAUGCCAAUAACAAUUGAUUUUCUUGAAAAUAUAACAAAAUAUCGUAAAAAACUUCUUACAGGACCAAAUCAACGAAGUUUAUUAAUUUUUUAUAGUGAUUGUACAUUAUCACAAAUUUAUAUACGAUUAGGAAAAUUAAAUAUGUCAAAAAUACAUUUUCAAUUAGUUAUACAUCAAAUAAAAUAUGAUCAAAUGCAUUUAUCAAAUAUUGAUUUUCGUUUUCAACGUGCUCUAUUUAAAUUAAUUGAAACACAAUUAUUAUAUUGGUAUCAUACUAAAGAAUAUGAAGAAAAUAUAACAAUAAAUUAUUUUUUAUUAAAUAUUAUUGAAUAUAAUAUAAAUAAUAAUUUAAUACCAUGGAAUAGAACAAGAUAUUUUAUUUAUCAAGCUUAUUAUGAUAGACUAAUUAAUGAUUAUAAACGAAAACAACAAUAUUCUAUUGAUAAUGAUUUCAAUUGGAAAUUAAGUUUAGAAGAAGCUGAAAUCAAUGCUAUUAAACUUGAUCUUGAAUGGAUAAAAUUAUUACGAACUGCAUGGUUACAUCCAAUAUCUGAACAAAUAUCUUUACAAAUUAAUCAAUGUAUAUCUAUUGAACGGCCACGCACAUCUUCAGCAAUGAUGUGUAAAUCAGCUAAUCGUCCUUUUAUUCGACCAUCUAUACCUCAUAUAAAAACAUCAUCAAAAAUUGAAAAAUAUCCUGAUGAACAAUCAACUAUAACUAUACAUAAUUAUUCUCAUCAAAAAUUUGUUGAUUGGCGUUUAUUUUUAGCUAAUAAUAGUUUACCAAAAUUCCAACUUUAUAUUCUUCCGGUGAGAGUGUGA